This is a messenger RNA of Fusarium mangiferae, 474 nucleotides long. RefSeq lists its product as uncharacterized. The transcript has a single exon. Bases 1 to 474 code for a protein of 157 amino acids. Lineage: Eukaryota; Fungi; Ascomycota; Sordariomycetes; Hypocreales; Nectriaceae. The record is from RefSeq and is a predicted model, not a curated record.
AUGGUCGACCGCCCACACAUCCACUUGCCUUGCAACUUCAAAUUCCUAAAGACGAGCUCUGCAUACGGGACUGUCAACGUCUCGCUAGCUCCGCCACUAAGGAUCAUCCGGCCCUCAUGCUUCAAGGCGCACAGAGCGGCGUUAAGGAAGGGCGGGUUCUUCAGCUCGCCAGGCGACCAGUCGUUAUACACCUCGGCACCGGCGCCUUUAGGAGUUGCGGCCAGGAUUGAAGCCGUAUCGGCAGCGCUAUCGCCCGUCAUGACCACUGUCCUGAGGCGCGGGUUACCGUUGAGCUUUUUUUGCAUUUCUGCUAGCUUGCUUGUACUACGGCCAAGAGCAACAACAUUGCAGCCGAUAGUAAGGGCGAUCUCGACGGCCAGACCGCCAAAGUUGCCACCUGAUGGCCCUACGAUGACGGUUUCACCGGCUUUGAGAUCAGCAGCCUCGAGUAACGACCCGGCGGACACACAAUAG